AUGACGAAUCCAGCAAAGGGUCCAGUAGGGAUGCCAGCACCAAAGACAAAGAUGACAGCAGCGCAGAAGAAAAAGGCAGACAAAGAAGAAUUACUACAGGAAGAAGCAAGACAAGAAAGACAGCGAAAACAAGAAGUGGAGGAGAGCGUUCAAAUUGAUCGAGACGCGAAAGCAAAGCAGGAUGAAGAGGAAGGCAGUGACGUCGGCCGAAUCUUCAAUAACGCGGAUCGAAGAGAACAUAGUGAUUACUGGCUAGCUCAUCAAGCUGUUCAUUUUGGAAUGUCGGAACAGUUGAGUGAGGAACAAGCAGCUCUUGCCGAGGCGUCGAAGCAGGACCACAUGGCUGGACACACCGGUGAAUCCGCAGAACAAAAUCCGGUUGAUCAGCACGGCGAAUCAUCAAUGCAACAAAGCGAGAGACCAACAACCCCAACAGGAUUUGUGAUGCAAGGCACAGGUCAAGAAUCGGACGGAUCGGUGGAUGAUCAAUUUUUCGAUGCAUGGCAACAACGGAGCCCAAAUCGCGUAAACGAUGACUUCACUCUACAAGAUGAGUUCCAACAAUUCAACGUAUCCAUGAAGCAUCAGAAAUUGCAAACGGAUGAUGUCAUCAAGCUAUCGCUCGAUGACAUAAAGAAGCUUGGUAAACCUUGGGCUGGGUCCGCAAAAGAGACUUCUCUGUGUUGGAUUAUUCUCAAUGAUUUACCGGAUUGUGUCGAUCCACUUGCUUAUGCCACUCUAGACUUAGCACAGUUGCGAUUGGCAGAGCUUAAGUUGUGUCAUCACGGUUAUCUCCAAAUUAAGUGUCUCGCUGUCCGCGGUGGAAACAUCUCCACACUUGAAGACACGAGAGCCUCGAGUUUGCAAAAAGCUAGGCGAAUUCUCGAAAAGAACCCCUUGAAUGAUUUACCUGAGCCUGGACCAAAGGCGGUUGAGGCUGCUCCCGCGGACUGGGCUGAUAGGGAAGACGAGACAUUUCUUAAUCUGAACCAUAUCAAGAAGAAGAGAAAGCCGAGAAGAAAGGCAUUGCCAAAAAUAGAAGAAAUUGUCUCAGACAUCGAGGAGGUUGAAGAUGCAAAUGCCCCAGCUGAGGCUUCUGCCAAAGGAGUAAAGCCAAAAAAAAAGGAUGGAAGCGCGGCCAAGGCUGGUGAAGUUGAUUCUGAAGCCAUUGAAAAUGAUGUUGUUGUCGUUGCGGGGGCCGUUGAAGUUCCCAAAAAGGCAGUAAAACCUAGAGCAAAGAAGGGAAAGGCGACGGCCAAGGCUGUUGAGGUUGAUUCCGAAGCCAUUGGUGAUGAUGAGACCGUCCAGGCUCCAGCUCAAGCUCCUGUUAAGGUAACAAAGUCAAGAGCGAAAAAGGCAAAGGCUGCUGACACUCCUGAGGUUGGUCUAGAGCUUGCUAACAAUGAUGAAGCUAUCCAGGGGCCCGUUGAGGCUCCUAGAAAGAUGCUCAAGCCUAGAGCUAAGAAAACCAAGGCGGUUAAGUUUGUUGAAAUUGACUCUGACGCCGAUAACGACGAUGAAGAUAAUGAUGAAUUUAAAGUUCCUAAGAAUCCAUCAAAUGAAGGAAAGUCUCCAGUCGCCGCGGUUAAGAAGCCAGCUGCAAAGCAGAGAGCAGUAGCCAAUAAAACCCAGGCUCAAGAUGACGAAGAUGAGGAUGAUGAUGUUCCCAAGAUUACAAAGUCACGCCCCAUCAGAUCAAGAGCAGCUUCAAAGGCAGUCGUAAUCGCUGACAGUGAUGACGAUGACGAUCAGGAAGGCCAAGUAAAACCCAGUAAGAACAAGCCAGUAGCCAGAAAAGUCGCCACGAAGAGUCAGAAGAAAGUCGAAACCGAACUUCCCGAACACGUUAAGACUCUUCUUAACAACACAGGCACAUUUUUGGCGGGCAAAACAUUUGUCGUUUCUGGAACUCUCCCUACUAUCGGCCGCAUAAACAUCGAAAAGCUGUCAAGGCUGUAUGGUGCCAAAACAUCAAGAGCCAUUACCAAGGCGACCACAGAUGUUGUUUUGGGCGAGAAUCCUCUCGCUAAGCAAGAGAAAGAGCUCAAGGAACUCCGUCCUAACACUAUGAAUGUUGAUGCGUUCAUCACUAUGCUGAUGUCGUUGUCGAGUGAUAACAAGAAUCCUGUCGGCGAUAAUGAUGGCAAUGCUGCUGCUGCUGUUGACGAUGAUGAUGAUGAUGGCGAAGAAGAGAUUGAGGACCAGCCCCCUGCAAAACGAGCUAAGCUAGGUGUGGGUCUCAGCUCCGGCUCUUCUGCACUUGCUUAA
Molecule: messenger RNA, 2268 nt
Organism: Botrytis byssoidea
Lineage: Eukaryota; Fungi; Ascomycota; Leotiomycetes; Helotiales; Sclerotiniaceae
Exons: 2
Coding region: 1-2268 (755 amino acids)
Source: RefSeq, a predicted model, not a curated record